CGUGGGUAUUCCGGAUUCUCAGGGAUUCGUCAGAAUUCCUAGAGAUUCUUAUUGAUCCCUAUGCAUUCUUCCGGGUUCCUAUGUGGCUCAAGCCAUUCUGCCUCAAGCUUUGGCGCAAAAGCUCCCCGCGGCUCGAGGUGGGGGCUCGGUCCGCCCCCGCGCGCGCACCGCGCUUCGCCGCGGGCGCCUCGGGCACGAAUGCGGUCGCUCGUCCCGAGGGCACUCCGGGCGGCAGCCCUGGAGCCCCGCGGCGCCGCCUGGGCCCGCGGGGCUCGCGCCCAGGACGCCGAGAUGGCCGUGGCCGGCCACAGGGAAAGACUCCUGCUACGCUGCGCCCGGCACGGCGCGCCCUCGCCAGACAGCGAGCUGGGGGAGCCAGCCGCCCCCCUGCUGCGGGUGCAAGAGACGAGCGGGGCGGCGAGCAGGAGUAAGGAGGACGAGCAGGAGUACGCGAAGAUGAGGAUCGCGAGUGCGCAGAGCGGGCUGCAGUUGUGCAGCAUUGCCGAGGAGGUCAUCAGGGACGACUGGCUGGUGGAGUGCCACGCCCUGCCCGGGAACAUCUACCGCAUCGCUGCCUUCGGGAGGCACACAAGGAGCCUCGGGCAGUGCUCGCAACGGGGUUUCAAGGCCGCGGUGCGGCUCUUCGGCUUCGCGGCGGUGGUGCUGCUCCAGUGGGUGGCGCCCCCGGCUAUUUUCAUGAGCAUGUGGUUCGGAUGGGGAGUAAGAAGUGAAGACCAUAUUGCGUGGGAUAGGUGGAAAGCUGGUGGCUACGAGCCCACUACAAGCGACUGGAACCGCAUCGCAACUACAAAAUCUCUCGCAGUUAGCCUCGUCUUCCUGUUUUGCAUCAAUGCCUUGUACACGGUUCUGGAUGAGAUGGACACUUGGCGAAAAAACGACAACAUAUUCCGAUAUUUGAAUCGUAUCAACCCAUCGGUUGACCUCAACGGCGAGCGGUGGCUCUACCUCGGGGCAUUCACCAAUCUUUGGGUCAUCUUUUGGUGCGUCCUCGACUCCUACUUCGUAAUCGGCGGCAGCCUCAGCCCCAAGGAAAUCAUCAUGGACUCCUUGGGCCUGCUCUUCCUUUUCAAUCUGGACGACACUUCUGGUGAUGUGCAGUUCGUCAGCGAAGACGCUUGGCCGGGCGAUCGCUUGGGCUGGGUCCAUGACAAGGUUGUGGCUGUAGACUACCAGCCCGCCGCGGGCAUGGUAGAGUGGGAUCACGCGCUUCGCUCAGGAAACUUGGCGCUUGGGGCCUGGCAUUGUGUGAAAUUGUUCGCUGGGACCUGCAUGGCCCGGGCAAUCAAAGCCCUGCAGUACCUGACCGCGGUGUAUUGCGCAGUGAUGGUCGUGGUGUUGCCGGUGCUGGUCGCCGUCACGCCGUUCUUGAAGCUCAUUCCGCAGGCGGAGAUGGACAUCCCGUCGACUUUGGCGACCGCGGCGCCGACGUUUUCGACGACGCCUGCUGAGUGAGGAUGAAAGGAGCGGUGUAGUCUCCAUGUUGGGCGAAACUGCGCCCGAUGCCAGCGAUGGUCCAAGUAGGAAUGAUGGGUUCGAGAAUGGCAGCACUUUUCAAUGAUGCUUAGGCCGCGCAUAGUGUUGAUUGGCGGAUCCCCCCUGUGCGCUGAGGGCUAAGAUUUGUUACAAAGACGCGAUGCUUAUAUGAUGAUUACAAAGCCCUGGAGACGUGAGUUGGGAGUGCGCUGCGCCUGUGCAGACCACUCCCACAAAGAUACCUCACGAUAUUCGACAGGCGUGCCGUGAGACGCGUUUCAAAGGUCCACUCGCGAUUGGUUUUCGCAAGUCUUCCUGGCAAAACAAAUUCUUGACGCUUCGCGUAUCCCCAC
Molecule: messenger RNA, 1847 nt
Organism: Prorocentrum cordatum
Lineage: Eukaryota; Dinophyceae; Prorocentrales; Prorocentraceae
Source: the annotation of a GenBank genome assembly